Molecule: messenger RNA, 819 nt
Organism: Sparassis crispa
Lineage: Eukaryota; Fungi; Basidiomycota; Agaricomycetes; Polyporales; Sparassidaceae
Exons: 6
Coding region: 1-819 (272 amino acids)
Source: RefSeq, a predicted model, not a curated record
AUGAUUCUGUUACAGUCUGAAUGGGAAGACGAUUCGCAUCUGCAGGAAUCGUCGAGGCUCCCGAGCUAUUACGAUGCGGUAGCGUCUCGUCUCUUUGUUCAACAGCCUGCAUUUGCCGCGAGCUCUCCGGAUCUCAGUGCGCAUCAGCGCCGUACCUCCAGCGAUUUUCCCCCUACUCAAGUCGCCGGGAGCAGCAGUGGGCCUCCCGCGAACCCGUCCUCGCCCUUGCCGAGACACUUCAACCCAGUUGUGUAUACAUUCGCACAGAACUCCUUCAACUCGAUGAUGCUGUCUGCGGAUCCACAGCAGUCCCCACUCUGCUACCACGUAUCGGUGCAGAUGAACUGCUUCAUCCCAUCGUCAUACAUCACUACGGUGCGUAGAGGUAACUCGGAAGAUGGGGAGAUGGUAGGAUCGUUCGAGAUGGGGAUCUCGCAGAAGAGGAGCACCGUUACAAUUGACAACACGGAGAAGCUCGCCGGUAUUGUGCUGAGCAAGACAGGCGGGAAGUCGAAGCACAUAUGGCAAUGGCGAUGGCACACCAACUCACGCCUACAUCUCAGCUGGCUCUGCGAUAGCCCUGUCAGAUACUGCUACCUAAGUCACCACGUAGGCACAUCGAAGGCGGUCCUCCUCGCAUCCUUCACACCCCACUCGUUAACGCCGCGCGCGGACGGCCAUCCAUCGCCACCCGCCACAUUGAAGGUCUUCCCAGAGGGCCAGCGGUACGCUGACCAUAUCGUGAUGUCUGCGCUCAUACUAGAACGGAAACGGCUCACACCGGAUGGAGAUAAGGCGUUGAGGUCAUUGUUCAACUAA